Messenger RNA from Lonchura striata (white-rumped munia), 651 nucleotides. NCBI's taxonomy places the organism in Eukaryota, Metazoa, Chordata, Aves, Passeriformes, Estrildidae. The record is from RefSeq and is a predicted model, not a curated record.
CCGGUGCCGAGGAUGUGGCUGUACGUGGUGGCCGCGCUGCUGGGGCUGUUCCUGCUGCGCCGCUGGCACCGGGAGCGGCAGCCGGUGCCGCGGCUCUCGGAGAAGCACGUGCUGAUCACGGGCUGCGACAGCGGCUUCGGGAACCUGCUGGCGCGGCAGCUGGACGCGCGGGGGCUGCGGGUGCUGGCCGCCUGCCUGAGCGCCGCCGGGGCCGCGCAGCUGCGGGCGGCCACCUCCGACCGCCUGCAGACCGUCCUGCUGGACGUCACCUCCAGCCAGAGCAUCGCCGAUGUCACCGCCUGGGUCCGGGAGCGUGUGGGUGACCAAGGGCUCUGGGGGCUGGUGAACAACGCCGGGAUCGCCAUCCCCACCGCCCCGAACGAGUGGCUGACCAAGGAGGACUUUGUCAAGGUGCUGGAUGUCAACCUGGUGGGGCUGGUGGAGGUGACACUGAGCCUCCUGCCGCUGGUGCGGCGGGCGCGGGGCCGCGUGGUCAACGUGGCCAGCGUGAUGGGCCGCAUGUUCACUCUGGGUGCUCUGGAUGAUUCAUCUCGCAGACCCCUGACGGAUCAGGACCAGAGGAGAAUUAAAGAGAAGCUGAUUCGCACAGUGUUCCUGUCUGGAGACCAGAGGAAUUUUGUGGGUUGGUAA